Molecule: messenger RNA, 4214 nt
Organism: Microtus oregoni (creeping vole)
Lineage: Eukaryota; Metazoa; Chordata; Mammalia; Rodentia; Cricetidae
Gene: Gp2
Product: glycoprotein 2
Exons: 11
Coding region: 197-1777 (526 amino acids)
Biological process (GO): neutrophil migration
Cellular component (GO): apical plasma membrane; cell surface
Source: RefSeq, a predicted model, not a curated record
GGGAACUUAGCGCCCUCAGCACCAAUCAUGAAGGGCCACAUGAGUGGGGAGUGUCAGUAUAAAUGAAGCAGGCAGCAAGAUCUGUUCCCACGCUGGGAGGAACAGAAGAGGAAGGAGCCUCUGGGUUCUUCGCUGACGUUACAUGGAGAGUCUGCAGACUGCGGUGUGACCUGCAAGCCUCACUUUAAGGGGAAAGAUGGUGGGCUGUGACCUGCUGUGGCUGGCUGUGGCCUGCAUUCUGAUGCUGGCCUCUUCAUCUACAACAACACAGCAAGAUUAUGGAGGCCCCAGGAACAGUGGCUCUGAUGGGCUGGACUGUGGAGCGUCUGGCUCCUGCUUUGACCCUUGUCAGAAUUACAUCACCCUGGAUGACCCAUCCAGAAGCACAGAGUACACGGAGGUCUCAGAUGCGUGUGAUGACAAUCUGCGGGGCUGGUACCGCUUUGUGGGUGAAGGAGGAGUGAGGAUGCCAGAGACCUGUGUGGAAGUAUUCCGGUGCCAUACCUUUGCUCCCAUGUGGCUGAAUGGAGCUCACCCCAACCUGGAAGAUGGCAUUGUCAGCCACACAGCCUGUGCCAAUUGGAAUGAAAACUGCUGCUUCUGGAGUUCUGAGGUCAAGGUGAAGGCCUGCUCAGAAGAAUCAGGAAUCUUUCAUGUAUACAAGCUCCAGGGCACCCCUGAAUGCAGUCUGAGAUACUGCACAGGUAAGCAGCAGCUGCAGGACAGGUGUGAUAUCACUUGCCGUCCUGAGGAGAAAUGUGUUCUACUCCAAGAUGGCUCCUGGACCUGUGUCUGUAAUCCGGACCUCAGUGUUUCUGAUCCUCAGAGUUUGCAGCCUGAGCUGGACUGUGGACCUAGUGAGAUCAAGGUGAAGCUGGACAAGUGCUUGCUGGGAGGUCUGGGUUUCAAGGAGGAGAUUAUUACCUUCCUGAAUGACCGGAACUGUAGUGGAAUCAUGCAGAAUGAGCCCAACAACUGGGUGUCUGCCACCAGCCCCGUUGGGGAUAAUGCCUGUGGGAACAUUCUGGAAAACAAUGGGACCCAUGCCAUCUACAGAAACAACCUCUCCUUGGCCACUGAUUUCAUCAUCAGGGACUUCCUCGUCAAUGUCAACUUCCAGUGUGCCUACCCACUGGACAUGAAGAUCAGCCUCCAAACUGCACUUCGGCCCGUUGUAAGUUCCCUGAAUAUUGAUGUGGGUGGGGCAGGAGAGUUCACCGUCAGGAUGGCCCUCUUCCGAGACCAGAGCUACACACAACCGUAUGAAGAGGCCCAAGUGGAACUUCAGGUGGAGUCUAUGCUCUAUGUGGGUGCCAUCUUGGAUAGAGGAGAUGACUCCAGGUUCAAGCUGUUGCUGAGGAACUGCUAUGCCACACCCACAAAAGAUAAGAAUGACCCCGUGAAGUACUUCAUCAUCAGAGACAGCUGCCCAAAUCAACAAGAUUCCACCAUCAACGUGGAGGAGAAUGGGGUGUCCUCAGAAAGCCGGUUCUCAGUACAGAUGUUCAUGUUUGCUGGAAAUUACGACCUAGUUUUCCUGCAUUGUGAGGUGAACCUAUGUGACUCCACUAAUGAAGAGUGUGAACCAUCUUGCUCUAGAAGUCAGCUCCGCAGCAGUGGACCAGGCAUCAACUUGGCCCAGGUUCUGGACUUAGGACCCAUCAGUAGGAAAGGUGCUCAGACUCUCGAGACCUCAAGUGGCACUCCUGGCACUGCAGGGUUCCUGAUGGCCUGGCCCAUGCUCUUCCUGCCUGUCUUCCUGCCUUGGCUGUUCUGAGAGGCCAGCUGGGCAUCUGGCUGAGAAGCUCAUGUUCUUCCCUCUGGCGAUGGCUCUCAUCCAGCCUUCUUCAGUAGAACUGGAUCCCUCUGUGUAUCAUCAUGUGGACAGCCCUGGUUCAAGGCUAGGCUGGGUUUGGAGAAAGGGAAGAGCAUGCUCCGUUAUGUUCCUCUUUUUCUCGUGUUGAGACACUGCCAGUUUGUCCUAGGCCAGCUUGCUCACUCAUUAGUGGGGCUUGGAAAGAGAACCCAGACCCGCUUGGUUUCUUUUUGAUGCUAGUAAUUAGUGCAUGCAUAUUAGAACUCCUGGAUAGAGGUGUCCUGUGAGUGGGUAGAAAGGCCAUGGUUCUUCCUAAAUGUCUCGUGUCCUGAAAGCUGGUGAAUUGAAACCCAUUGACCCUGGCAUUCAUUCUCUCUGCUGUGUUUCAUUCUGGCAACAGUCACGUGGGAACAUGCGGUUGUGAGGAGGGGAGUGAGGACUCCCAAAGGGGAGACCAGACCCACCACUCAUCUAUGCCCUUCACCACUGCAAUGGCGCCUAGAGCUGCACACAUCUCUACACUUGGGGCCCAGAUGCUGGAGGAACUGCUUUUUUUUUUAUGCAGAACUGCCAUUACCGUGGAGAAUAGCCCUUGCUGUUAGCAUUGUGGUGUGCUUGCUCUGGAGGACUAAGCAGGGGAAGGCAGACUGAAAAUGAUACAUCAAUGCUGUUGUGGGACUCUAGCCCCAAAACCUAGAAGAUAGGUGAUGUCCCAUCCUGAAGACUUUUAACUAAUUAUCCCAAAACACUUUACAAAGACUUGACCAAUGAGGAAUGCUUCCUUUCCUCACAGAUACACAUGAGGCUUCUCCAAGCUGACUUCUGGAAGAACAGUAGAAGCCAGAGUCAGAGCCUGGGUGCUAGGCAUGCCUGUCUGCUGAGAGUUUCCACUGCACAGCCUUGUUCAGACAGGAUCUGGGUUCCAAAACACAGAGACUUACUCCAACUAACUCAGGCAAAAAGGGGAAUAAUUGUAGGUGUAUCACAGUCUAGUCUGACUAAUUUAUGAUUUCUAGAGAUUGUAUUAAAUAAUGUGAUAAUAUCAAAGCAAGAAGGCCAGGGGCGAGGAGUACAUCCCAGUUGCACACAAACUAAGAAUCAGAUUGCGGAAGCCAUGAUGCACCCCGGUUUGUCCAUCUUUCCAUCCUUCAGUCUUCCUGAAGCUACACAGCUGGUACAUCUACUUAUUAUCUGUUGCAAGGAACCACUUGUUUGUCCUGGCCUCCCAGAACCAAAAUAAUCACACAGAAACUUUAUUAGUUAAAACACUGCUUGGCCCAUUAGCUCUAGCUUCUUAUUGGCUAACUCUUACAUCUUAAUUUAACCCAUUUCUAUUAACCUGUAUAUCACCAUGAGGUUGUAGCCUACCAGCAAAGUUUCAGCACGUCUCUGGUGGCAGAUCCGUGGCAUCCGUCUGACUCUGCCUCCUUUCUCCCAGCCUGCCAUUUAGUUUUCCCCGCCUACCAAAGUUGUGCCCUAUCAACAGGCCAAGGCAGUUUCUUUAUUCAUUAAUGGUACUCAAGCAUAUAGAGGAAAAUCCCACAUCUUUGGACGUCUCCUGCACUUCAGUUGCGCAUACCUUCCUAGUUCAAAGAGCGGCAGCGAUGGUCUAGCAUGUUGCUGUCUCCCACUCACGUUGUCUUAGGACGAUCCAAUUUGCUGUUUGAAUGAGGGUGUUUCCUGGCUCCCUACAACUGAGACUGGGUAAGUGGGACCAACAAACACUAAGUAGACAAUGAGACUAACCUCAUGGGUGGGUCAACAUCCCACAGGCCAUGAGGAGAGCACCUUCUGUUUCUCUGAAAGCUUUAAGGUCUUUGUCUACUGCAUUCCAAAGACAAUGGUAUGGUAGGAACUGCCCUACAGCAGAGGUUUGAACAUCUUAAAUGUCUCCUCUCUCAAUGGCCCACUUUCUCUUUUCAGUAGAAUAAAGGGUUUGGGGCCAGAACAAGGUUCUUAAAUCUUUAAAUGGCACAGUUCUUCUUUUAAGUAUAAUUCUACAUGAACCCCAAUGUUUGAGGUGAAAGCAAACAGACUCCUGUUGCUGUUAGGUAGGAGGCUUAUCUCUUCCAUCUAUGACUCCCUUUUCAUCAGGACCUCACAGCAAGCACAAAAUAACACAUAAAGUAACCAGGAGCAAAACACUGUGGAUUCCUGGGAAGUAGGAACUUGAGUAUCUCCUCCAAAGGAAGUCAACAGAAUUCCACCCAACUAGAGCCAAACUUGGAUGUACAAUACCUGCUGUCUAUAAGCCUGUUGGUAUCUAUCUGUCUAUUAUCUGUCUAGCCCUCCAUCUCAUUUACUUAUCAACUUAUUUAGCCACCUAUGUGUCAUAAAGCUAGCUAGGUAACGAGUUGUACUGCUUUUUACUUUUCCUACAAAUGAACAUGCUAUUAGA